Molecule: messenger RNA, 1837 nt
Organism: Cariama cristata (Red-legged seriema)
Lineage: Eukaryota; Metazoa; Chordata; Aves; Cariamiformes; Cariamidae
Product: scaffold attachment factor B1-like
Exons: 14
Biological process (GO): regulation of transcription by RNA polymerase II; regulation of mRNA processing
Cellular component (GO): nucleus
Molecular function (GO): sequence-specific DNA binding; RNA binding
Source: RefSeq, a predicted model, not a curated record
CCCUGUUGAGGAGGACAGAGAUAUAAAGAUAAUCUCAAAGGAUGAGAAAGGUCGCACUGCUAGCAGUUCGGGUCGAAACUUUUGGGUGAGUGGACUGGCUUCCACUACUAGAGCUACAGAUUUGAAGAAUCUUUUUAGCAAAUAUGGGAAGGUGGUAGGUGCAAAAGUGGUCACCAAUGCUCGCAGUCCUGGUGCUCGCUGUUACGGCUUUGUUACGAUGUCUACAGCCGAGGAAGCAACAAAGUGUAUUACUCACCUCCACAAAACAGAGUUACAUGGGAAAAUAAUUUCUGUAGAAAAAGCAAAAAGUGAACCUGCUGGAAAGAAGCUAAGUGAAAAAAAAGAGAAUGAAGCAAAGAAAGAAACAGCCAGUGAGAGACCUGGCAGUGUUAAAAGGGAUGAGAAAUCUGACCAAAAAGAUGAUCCUAAAAAGACAGAAGACAAAGAUGAAAAAAAAGAUAAAGACGAACUGAAGUCUGGUUCAUUGGAUCAACCUAAAACUAUUAAGUCGGGAAGUAAAGGAACAGAGAGAACGGUAGUAAUGGAUAAAUCCAAAGGAGAACCUGUUAUUAGUGUGAAAACAUCAACUGCAUCAAAAGACAGAAGCAUUAAGAGCCAGGAUCGCAAAUCAGAGAGCAGAGAGAGACAAGGCAUUGUGCCAUUUGACAAAAUAAAAGCACAGCGAAAAAUGAGGGAGGCAGAGCAGCGCCGCACACGUGAGCGUCGGGAGAGACAGCAGCACCUGCAGACUAUCCGGGAACGAGAAGAAAGGGAGAGGCUUGAGAUUGCUCGUGAGAGACUGGAAAUUGAAAGGCAGCGUCUUGAACGAGAACGAAUGGAAAGAGAAAGACUGGAAAGAGAACGAAUGCACAUAGAGCACGAAAGGAGAAGAGAACAAGAUCGCAUUCAGCGAGAAAGAGAAGAGCUGCGACGCCAGCAUGAGCAACUGCGCUAUGAACAAGAACGUCGGUCUGCAAUGAGAAGACCAUAUGACAUAGAUGGCAGGAGAGAUGAUCCAUACUGGCCAGAGGCAAAACGAAUGGCAAUGAAUGAUAGGUACCAUUCAGAUUUUAGUCGCCAGGAUCGCUUCCAUGACUUUGAUCACAGGGAUCGUGGCCGAUACCAAGACCACUCAAUAGACAGGAGAGAUGGAUCAAGGACAAUGAUGGGAGAUCGGGAUGGACAACAUUAUCCAGAUGAGCGCCACGGAGGACCAGAGCGUCAUUCACGAGACUCUCGGGAAAGUUGGGGGAGCUACGGAUCUGACAGAAGAAUGAGUGAAAGUAGAGGGAUACCGCCACAGUCACGGGAUGGACGUGACUGGGGAGAUCACGGUCGAAAGUUUGAAGGACAUCAAGAUCGUUCAUGGCAGAGCAGUGUGGAUGGAGGAAUGAUAGGACGGGAUCAUGAGAGAUGGCAAGGUGGUGGGAGAGGCAGACCUGGCCAUGUGAUGCAUCGUGGAGGCAUGUCAGGGCGUGGAGGCUUCAUGCAAGGUGGCAACCAAAGUCAGAUGAUGCAUGGAGGAGGAAUGCAAGGAGAAGGAUUUGCUGGCCAGGAGAGAGCAAACAGACCUAAUGAUCCUCGUUUUAACCGUCGCUACUGAAAGUGUUUUAAUUUUUAAUGCAAGGUGGCAACUGCAAUGAAUCUGUUACCCAGGGUUACCAUUAAUUGUAACUUAUGGGCUACUGUAAGUGUAAUUUUUUUUUAAGCUGCUGCCAUAUUGUCACUCAAUCCAAUGUGAACUCAUUUGUUUUGUAAUGUGUUGUUCUUAUCCCAUUUAAAAUGUUUGCUAAUGAAGCAUUCCAUUUUCCAUAAAUAAAAGCCAGUUUACAGUUAA